This is a messenger RNA of Durusdinium trenchii, 405 nucleotides long. Lineage: Eukaryota; Dinophyceae; Suessiales; Symbiodiniaceae. The record is from the annotation of a GenBank genome assembly.
AUGGCAGUCGACUACUGCACGGAAGGCGCUGGAAAAGAGCGCGUCGAGGCGCUGUGGAGAGCAGAGGCUCUUGCUAUAGAGGUCUCUAAGUGGAAGCCGCUUGAAUUGGUUUGGGGUGUGCAUUUUGGAAUCUCAUCCAGUUACACCGUCGUUGGAUCCGAUUUCACCGUACCUGAGGUGAAGAGUCAAAGUCCACAGGCUCCUGGAUUGGGGAUCCGUGGUUGGUGUGUUGAGAACUUCCUUCCAACAAUGUGCCGGAGUUUCAAAAGCCUGGCUGGUAGGUUCACUUGCAGGAUUCCCUACAGAUGUUCCUGGCCUGGCGCGGCAGCUCCUGCCACCAACAACUUGAGAGCCAUGACUUAUGAUACUUAUGGAUCUCUAUUAGGCACCCCCUGGGAGGUCUAG